AUAAAUCUACACACACCUCCAUCUCCGGUCUACACCUACAAACCCAACACCAUGUCUCUGCCUUCCUCCGCCGCUAUGACCGCUUCCUCCGUCUCCUCUCGCAAGGUUUUAAGCAAAAUUGCCACCAAUUGACUUUAGAAGGAGCUUACGGAGUGGCAGAUCAGUCCUCCCUCUGGAUUCACACAUAAAGUCACCGAUAAUCUUCAACGGUGGGUGAUUGAAGUAAAUGGAGCUCAGGGAACUAUUUAUGCCGGUGAAAAGUACCAGCUUCAAGUCGAUUUUCCGGAGAAUUAUCCUAUGGAAGCACCUCAGGUGAUAUUUUUGCAGCCUGCUCCGCUUCACCCGCACAUCUAUAGCAACGACCAUAUUUGUUUAGAUAUUUUAUAUGACUCAUGGUCACCUGCCAUGACUGUUGGUUCCAUCUGCAUCAGCAUUCUGUCUAUGCUUUCAAGUUCUACAACAAAGGAACGCCCAGAAGACAAUGAUCGAUACGUUAAGAACUGUAGAAAUGGUAGAUCUCCUAAGGAGACCAGAUGGUGGUUCCAUGAUGAUGAAGUUUAAAGUAAGAAGGACUGAACAACAUGCUACUUCAUGUCAUAUUCCUGUAAAUGAAGAGCAAAUUUUCUUGCUCGUUUGCUCCAGAAGUAUGGAUGAUUAUGUUUCUAAAGCAGUUUGAUACAUUUAACAUUCUCCAUGGUUACCGGUCAAUAGAGUUAUACUCCCCAUUUCUACCAUAGACUUGUCUUGAUUCUCAGCAUAAUGUUUUACCAAAUCAUAUGUUUGUUGGUUUUGUGUA
Molecule: messenger RNA, 796 nt
Organism: Helianthus annuus (common sunflower)
Lineage: Eukaryota; Viridiplantae; Streptophyta; Magnoliopsida; Asterales; Asteraceae
Product: probable ubiquitin-conjugating enzyme E2 16
Exons: 6
Source: RefSeq, a predicted model, not a curated record